AUAAUCACCUACAUCAAAAUAAUCACCUCCAUCAAAAUACUCGGCCGGGCGCCGUAGUGAAACAUCGGAGCAAAUGUGACCAAGGCAUUAAUAGACGGCGCGAUCAUUACGCUGGAUAAUAAGGAAAGUUCUAGCGUGUGGGUGAUGUUACACGAGGCUUGUCUGAUCUGUUAAAGGACCCCUAGGAUUCAAUUAAUAUUUUUCCAUAAAAAAGGCGAUAAUAUAACAUAUCUCCACGGAGAAUUUAAUUUCACACGACAGUUUCACAAUACUACUCAAACUUUCCUUGAUUGAGAUACCAUUCGUGGGCGUUCAUGGAUUAUUUAUAGCUAUGCUUUACAACGUCAGACAACUACAUAUUAAGAAAUUACAAAACAUAGGAUCGAAGAUAACGCAAUUAUCAACAGUCUGGGAAACUCCAUUGAGAGAACUGUUUCAAGUAUCGGAUUAACAGUUCCGAGGACACCUAUAUAACAGACUUACUUGCAACCUACACGCACAAUGCAUCUGGCAUUACAAGAGUGAAUUGCUGCAGCGCCUACAUACGUUUACAUACACGCGUCAUACACACGCUUACGUUUUAAAAUCCAAGCGUACAUUACAGGGUGGGCAAUAAAGGUUUGAGUGAUGGAUCUCGUGAAGAACUAUAGAUGUACUCUCGAUGAUAGAUCGUUGGCGUACGCAAAGGAUGAAUUGAACGAAGAGCCAUCGGAACGCCAAGGAGCAGUUGAGACGUUGAGGGAUUGGGUUAAACAACAGCCACACCUCGUGUGCAGAUUGGAUACAUUGUUCCUCUUACGGUUCUUAAGAUGCGCUAAGUUUAGUCAACUUAAGGCCAGGAAGAUGCUGGAGACGUUUACCUCACUAAUGGGAAAGGUUCCGGAAUGGUUUAAAAAUAUAGACACAAGGGAAGAGAGCAUUCAAAAGGUCAUAGAUAUCGGGUACUGUUUACCCUUGCCUGGAGUUGACGAUGAAGGAAGAUCUGUAAUCCUUUGUAGGUUAGGUGCGUUUAACCCUGACGACAAAGACCUGUCCCCUGCUGUACUUGUACGCACAUGUAUGGCGAUAUGGGAAUGGAUCCUAUCUCAAGAACACGCAUGCGUCAACGGAGUAAUCACUAUAAUGGAUUUUACUGGCUUCACUCUGAAGCAUUUUACAUUUUGGGGUGUUGAGACUAUAAAAAAGACUACUUUAUUUCAACAAAAGCACUUCCCGGCCCGUUCUAAAGGCACUCACUACUACAACACAAGCGCCAUCUUUGAGCGGAUUCUCUCAAUUAUGAAAACCGUCCAUUCCAACAAAAUGAUGGACAGGGUGCAUCUCCAUGGCAGCAAUCUCGAAACGCUUUAUGAAACAGUUCCAAUGAGAAUGUUACCAACUGAAUAUCUCCCAGACGACUAUACUGGCCCUAACGCAGGAUCUAUCAAAGAUUAUGCAGUUGAGGUGAGAAAACAGUACACAGAUGAUAAAAUCCGAGACUUUAUUCUUUAUGACUCAAGCGAUAAAUGGGUUUUCGAGGAGAGGAAACGACCUAUUGAAGAAUUAGGGUCCGAGGGACAGGGUUCAUAUAGACGGUUGUCAAGCAACGAGUGACAACGAGGACUUGGCGUGUUAGAUUCACACUCAUACUCCUAGCUACUUUCUCACUAAGUUUUUGCCUUGUUAUCGAUCCACAGAAGGGGAGGUGUAAAUCGUUCUAAUAAAGCGAAUUUGAUAUGAAGCAUUCCAUCGAGAGCGUCUACAAGACUGUGAUCCUACUAUUUAAAGUCCCCGUGCAAAGUUGAUACCACUCUUGUCCAAUGUUACCAAAGUGUGACAUUUGUAACCUGUUUUUAUUUGUUAUUUGGGACAUAACGAUGAUGCUAAUUUAUUAAACCAAAGGUACAAUAAUACAGUGUGUCCCA
Messenger RNA from Owenia fusiformis, 1904 nucleotides. The record is from the annotation of a GenBank genome assembly. Lineage: Eukaryota; Metazoa; Annelida; Polychaeta; Sabellida; Oweniidae.